AUGGUUCACACUAAUCUUUUGGUGCGUGACGCCACUGUGGAUGAUUUGAAACAUACCAGUGAAGUCGUUGAAAUCAUCAACACCGCAUAUCGAUCUGAAGCCAGCUGGACUUCUGAAAACGAGAUUGUUGAUGGUCCACGUAUCAAUGCUGCUGAAUUGGAGGAUAUUGUGCGUAACAACGGCAACCCUCACCGAAUCUUGUAUGCAUUUGAAAAGGAUGAGCAAGGUGCUGAGUCCUUGGUGGUUGGCACGUCUUUGAUUGAAGCUAGCAAAGAUGAUCCAAGUGAAGCCGAAGUGCGCUUGUUCUCUGUACGUCCAUCGCAUCAAUCCCGAGGUCUUGGUCGCCUUAUUUUUGAUGCAUCUCUCAAUCGCAUGCGAGAGCUUGGUUUACGUACAGCUGUUUUACGUGUGUUUGACACCCGAGGUGGUCUUAUUGAAUGGUACAAGAAGCUUGGAUUCAAAGAAACCGGCGUAUUGAGAUACGAAGGUGCCAGUGGCAAACUUAAGAUUGACGGCGUCAACUUUGUCAUUCUCAAGCAAGAUCUUUAG
This is a messenger RNA of Lichtheimia ornata, 549 nucleotides long. RefSeq lists its product as uncharacterized. Bases 1 to 549 code for a protein of 182 amino acids. NCBI's taxonomy places the organism in Eukaryota, Fungi, Mucoromycota, Mucoromycetes, Mucorales, Lichtheimiaceae. The record is from RefSeq and is a predicted model, not a curated record. Gene Ontology annotation, molecular function: acyltransferase activity, transferring groups other than amino-acyl groups. The transcript has 2 exons.